AUGGGCAAGCGCAAGAAGUCAAGCUCCAAGCCCCAAGGGCCUAAGAAGAGGGAGCCUCUUGCUACCACAUUCUCCUGUCUCUUUUGCAACCAUGAGAACUCUGUGGUCGUCAAGCUAGACAAGAAGCUUGGCCUUGGCGAUCUAUCGUGCAAAGUUUGUGGUCAAAAGUUCCAAACCGGUAUCAAUUAUCUUUCUGCUCCCGUGGAUGUGUAUUCAGAUUGGGUAGAUGCAUGUGAUGCAGUUGCGAAGGACACUGCCAAUCAGUAUGAUGCACCGGUUUCUAGUCACUUGGGACAGAGAGGGAUCAGCAAGCAGGGCAUAUCUGGAGAGACUGGGCAGGACGAUGGCUACGAUGAUGAUGAAUACUGA
This is a messenger RNA of Penicillium roqueforti, 369 nucleotides long. RefSeq names its product transcription elongation factor 1 family protein. Bases 1 to 369 code for a protein of 122 amino acids. Lineage: Eukaryota; Fungi; Ascomycota; Eurotiomycetes; Eurotiales; Aspergillaceae. Gene Ontology annotation, molecular function: RNA polymerase II complex binding. The record is from RefSeq and is a predicted model, not a curated record. Gene Ontology annotation, cellular component: transcription elongation factor complex. The transcript has 4 exons. Gene Ontology annotation, biological process: transcription elongation by RNA polymerase II.